Trichoderma virens Gv29-8 is the source of this 1779-nucleotide messenger RNA. RefSeq lists its product as uncharacterized. The record is from RefSeq and is a predicted model, not a curated record. The transcript is spliced from 2 exons. Gene Ontology annotation, cellular component: cytoplasm; nucleus. Gene Ontology annotation, molecular function: inositol-1,4,5,6-tetrakisphosphate 3-kinase activity; inositol hexakisphosphate kinase activity. Lineage: Eukaryota; Fungi; Ascomycota; Sordariomycetes; Hypocreales; Hypocreaceae. Bases 32 to 1210 code for a protein of 392 amino acids. Gene Ontology annotation, biological process: inositol phosphate biosynthetic process; phosphatidylinositol phosphate biosynthetic process.
ACUGGAUUAUCUACACCAGGAAAUCUUGGCCAUGGGUGGAAAGAAGAGGAUUCCCACCCCGGACCAGCUCCGCGACUACAACUACGCCGUUGCCGGACAUGCAGGCACCUUGUGCGACGCCGACGGCGAGCUCUUCAUCAAGCCGUGCACCCAGACCGAAAUCGACUUCUACCAAGCUGUCGAGACCCAAGGCUUCCGUGCCUUUGCCGACAUCAUGCCCAUCUACAUGGGCGAGUUGCGGCUGAGCAAUCCCGAGGAGGUGCCCCUCGAUGAUGCGCUCAUGGGUGUCAUCGCGGGCAACGGCGACUUCAAGACCUCCAAGGAGCAGAUCGCCGCGACAAUCGCAGAACAUGUCGCAAAGGCCACGCCCGAUACCGCCUCAGAUCAAACCACAUGGGUCCCUACUCAGGGCAAGAAAAUCAAGACGGACAAGUCAGUGGUGCUGGAAAACGCCUCGUUUGGCUACAAGAAGGCAAACAUUCUCGACGUCAAGCUCGGCGUCCGGCUGUGGGCCGACGAUGCCCCUGCCGAGAAGAAGAAGCGCUUUGACACAAUCACGUCGCAGACGACGCACGGAAAUCUGGGCUUCCGCAUAUCCGGCAUGCGAGUGUAUCAAGGCUCAGAGGAUGAGUCAACGUGGGACGAAGAAGGCUACCAGAUCUACGACAAGGAUUUUGGACGACUGACAGUCAACGAAGACAACGUCGUUGACGCUUUUCGGAAAUUCAUCUUCAACAAGGCUGCUGGCGUCGACCAAGAUUUGGGCAGAGCUGUGUGUUCCGCGUUUGUCCGAGAUUUGCAACGUGUCGAGCAGGUCUUGGCGAGUCACGAGACCCGCAUGUACUCGUCGUCUCUGCUCUUCAUCUUUGAGGGCGACGGCGAUGCCCUCGCCUCUGCUAUUGAAAAGAACAACGAAAUCAUAGAGCGUGAUUCUGCCGAGGCAUACACCUGCCCACCGGUCUCGCGCACAAACAUGAGGCUGGACAACCGAAUGGACAGCGGCAUCGUCUUGGAAGACGAAGACGACUACGAGGAUGUGGAUGAGGAUGAAGACGAGGAUGACCUCCAACUGCCGCAGAUCUACACUCUGAAACUCAUCGACUUUGCGCACGCAAACUUCACCCCUGGCCUGGGGCCCGACGAGAACAUCCUUACUGGAGUCCGGAGUCUUUUGCGGAUUUUCAAAGAGCUGGCUGGCGAAGAUGACUAGACUCAUGCACGAUGGCAUGGCUUUCUUUUAUUGGUCACUCACCCCGUAUUUGCACCUGUAUAUACAUGAUUGCACCCCAUGGGAUGGAUGAUGGGAGGGGCUGCCGGCGUUGUGGGAAUUUGAUGGCUUCCUCUUGCAAAGAAGAAAAAAACAAGGGUGGACAACAUUUAUACCUUUUGGAAGGAGAGUCUUUCCUGAUACCCCAGAGAAGUCUGAAUGACGAGGAGGGAAAAAAGCAAACAGACACAGAGAGACAAUACCCAAAACGAGGUGUUUGCGGUGUUACUUUGGAUGGAACAAAACGCGAAAGGUAGAGCACGGCUCCGCAUGGAGAUGGGAGGAGAUGUCCAUUUCUGCGUAUAAUGACGAUAUGACGGCCUGGGCGCAACGGAGGUUUUUUUUUUUGGUUUCUUUGAUCUUGUUUGUUUCUACGUUGAGUCUUUUCUCAGCUGGAGUUUUGGGGAUGUGGAGUGAAGAUGCGGGUUGCAUGCAUGGACAGGAUUAUACAUGAGAUGUUUAGAAAAUAGUGUCGUCUAUCCACGUACAAUACAGACAAACAAGAGACAGCG